UAGUUAAAAAGAAAGUGCAAAAUAAUAUUUUUGUUGAAAAAAAAUCCCAUUUACUAUAUUAAAUUACUUAAAAAUUAAAAAAACAAGUAUUUUGAAAAUUGUGUUUCAUAUUAAAAAAAAUUAUUAAAAAAUUUGUACCUCAAAAAAAAUCUAAAAACAUUUUUGUUUUUAAAUUCACAAUUUCAAAUAAAAAUUUUCUGCCUUAAAUGAAAAAAAAAAAAUGUUUUUCUUAAAAAAUCCUUUCCAAAUCUUCAUCAACUAAGGCACCGCAUACAUUUCAAGAUUUAAAUGCAAAUUAUAUAAUUUAUAUGCAAUGAAUAAUAAGUAGAGGAUAUUAACUUAUUUCAUGCAUUAUUUGCAUUCGUCCAUGAAAAAGCUAUGAAAUCGAAAAGUUUCUUCCAUCGGAAUUGUCUUCCCAAGUCACGGAUAAAGAAAUAGAAGAGAAAUUUGUGCUGUUUGUUAAAAACCACCGAAACGUAACCAUGAACUGGCGAGACAUACAACGAAUCUAUACCCAAAAAACACAACAGCAAAACAAUUGGUAUCGGUUUCCAAUGGUUUUGAGCUGGAAUUUGAAAUCAACAUUGGUGCCCAAGGCAAAGUUCCACAGUAUGCGAGCAAUAUAUCAAAAAUCCACAGUAUAUUGGUAAAGAGAAUUUAUUUUGCUAGCUCACCACCCACGUCACCUUCAUAAUCAGCGCUAGUAACGAAAAAACCAAACCACCCACUUGGAGAAACAAAAAAAAGCACUACCAGCAGAUGAUAAAAAUGAAUGCCAGCGCCAUGUCAUCACAGCCAGUGUCAGUCACAAUGACACCCCUUGGCUGGACAUCAACCCACGACCCUCUACAGCGCCGAGUGGCCGAUGAGAGUGCGGAUGACCUAACCUUAAGUACGGAAACACAUCUAUCUUCGGCCGAACUCGAUGAGAUCAAUCAAAGCGCUGAGCUGCAGUGUAUGCUGCAGGAACACAUGGAUACAACGACCUUUGGCAAUAGCAGUGCAUAUUGCCUUACCCAAUUCGAUUCGAUACUAUGUUGGCCCCGCAGCCCUCGUGGCACUUUGGCCGCACUGCCAUGUCUAGAUGAGUUCCAGGGCAUACAAUACGAUAGCUCACAAAAUGCCACCCGCUAUUGUCAUGCAAAUGGAACAUGGGAUCAAUACACGAAUUAUGAUGCGUGCAUGCAUUUAACCGAACCUGCCACUAUAUCAGAAUUUGCAAUAAUUGAAUUGCCAACGAUAAUAUACUACAUUGGCUACACCAUCAGUUUGGUGUCGCUGACCUUGGCCAUAGCGGUGUUUGUAUACUUCAAAGAAUUACGUUGCUUGCGCAACUCCAUACAUGCGAAUUUAUUCUUCACGUACAUCAUGUCGGGCUUGCUGUGGAUACUAACACUCUCUGUACAGAUUUCAUUGCACACAGGCCUGGCCGGAUGUAUAAUCCUGGUGACUUUGUUUCACUUUUUCACAUUGACAAAUUUCUUCUGGAUGCUGGUGGAAGGCUUAUAUCUGUAUAUAUUGGUAGUGAAAACAUUUUCCGGUGAUAAUACCAGAUUUAUGGUCUACGCUGUCAUAGGAUGGGGUGGUCCAGCCGUCUUUGUUGUCAUUUGGAGCAUAGCCAAGGGCCUGACAAUGUCAUCUGCCACAAACGAGCAGAUUGAAAUAGAAGGUUGCCCCUGGAUGCAGGAAACAUAUGUCGAUUGGAUAUUCCAAGGACCGGUGUGUGCUGUUUUAAUAAUUAAUUUAACUUUUCUGCUGAGAAUCAUGUGGGUGUUGAUAACGAAAUUGCGUUCGGCCAAUACCUUGGAAACGCGACAAUACCGCAAAGCAGCCAAAGCUUUGCUGGUAUUGAUACCCUUGUUUGGCAUCACCUAUCUGGUGGUGUUGGCUGGCCCCAACGAAGGUGGCGUCAUGAGUCACAUGUUUGCCAUAGUAAGGGCCAUCCUCUUAAGCACUCAGGGAUUUUCGGUGUCUUUGUUCUAUUGUUUUCUAAAUUCGGAAGUUAGAAAUGCCCUUAGGCAUCACAUAUCCACAUGGCAGGAUGAACGCAAUAUUAGGCUGAACCAGUCCAGAAGGUAUGUUUCCAAAGGCUUUUCCAAAGAUACUUCGCCGCGUACUGAGUGCACCAGACCCCUUACUGCCUACUAUGGCAAGGGCAAAAGAGAGUCAUGUGUAUCCUCGGCCACCACCACCACAUUAAUUGGCCAACAUCAUUCCAUGUCCCUGCAGCGGGGAGCGGGUGGAGGCUCCAAUGGUGCUUUGCAUAUGAUGCCAACUGCCACCGCAUUAACAACGGUAAUGCCCAGAGCAGUGAGUCCUUUGAUGAAGGAUUUGGAAGAGAACUCUGUUUAAUGUGAAAGAAGUUAAAAAAAAAAUUGAAAGCAGAGAUGUACCUGAUGUUUACAUCACCAACGUCACACAUUAUCAUCAUCAUCCCCAAGUCAUACAAAUGCGUUAAAUAAAUAGCAAUAUCUAUAUACCUAUAUUUCAUUAAUGGUAAACAAUUUAUUUCUGCAUUACAAUAAAAACGAAAUAUCCAAAAGUAAACAAAGAGAAUAAAUAUGUAUGUAUGUCAGACCAAAAGGGAAAUUUUUUUGUAAAACCUGAAUUGUAAAUAAAAUGUCUAAGAGCCAAAACCAGACAACCAGAAAUUUUCCCAUAUUUGCAAAAAAAGGGGAAAAACACCUGAGUUGUGUCCUAUGGAAUGCCCCAUAUAUGAGAGUAAAAAUCUAUCACAAAUGGUAUUGAAAUGGUGAUAACAGAAACUAGCACUAGUAUGUACAAAGUUUAUAUAGCACUUAAUUUAAGGGUUUAAGAAAGGGGAAAAAGACCACCACCCCCACCAACAACCCACCAUCUUAAAUCCUCUCCAUGUGACCUUUAAGAAAUGAAAAA
This is a messenger RNA of Stomoxys calcitrans (stable fly), 2895 nucleotides long. It is a transcript of the gene Dh44-R1, whose product is annotated as diuretic hormone receptor. Lineage: Eukaryota; Metazoa; Arthropoda; Insecta; Diptera; Muscidae. Gene Ontology annotation, biological process: cell surface receptor signaling pathway; adenylate cyclase-modulating G protein-coupled receptor signaling pathway. Gene Ontology annotation, molecular function: G protein-coupled peptide receptor activity; peptide hormone binding; diuretic hormone receptor activity. The record is from RefSeq and is a predicted model, not a curated record. Gene Ontology annotation, cellular component: plasma membrane.